This is a messenger RNA of Poeciliopsis prolifica (blackstripe livebearer), 3864 nucleotides long. Its product is annotated as leucine-rich repeat-containing protein 52. Gene Ontology annotation, molecular function: potassium channel activator activity; voltage-gated potassium channel activity; transmembrane transporter binding. The transcript has 2 exons. The record is from RefSeq and is a predicted model, not a curated record. The coding region runs from base 674 to 1660 and encodes 328 amino acids. Gene Ontology annotation, cellular component: voltage-gated potassium channel complex. NCBI's taxonomy places the organism in Eukaryota, Metazoa, Chordata, Actinopteri, Cyprinodontiformes, Poeciliidae.
GAUUCCAGGUGACCUUUAUCACCAAAUGCCAAACGCGCACGGCUUGUGCUUCCUCCAUGUGUGAGAGCGGCCCUGCAUUCCCUCCGGUACCCAGACCCCUGCGCUCGUGCUCCAGCUCGCUCCAAAGCGUGAGCUCUCUCUCUCUCUCUCUCUCUCUCUCUCUCUCUCUCUCUCUCUCUCUCUCUCUUUCUCUCUGUCUCUCUCCUUCAUCUUCCUCUUCCUCCUCUCUCCAUCUCGCAGUUGGAUUCAGUUACAGUGAGCGUCAGGAUGGCAACAUAAAAAAAAAAAACAAAUCUAAUGGAACAACUGAGACGGGAGACCGCUGUGAGGUUUUUACGACGUGCGAAUAGCGAGCCAUAACCUCGACAGGAAAAAAAUCAAAAAGAAAAGAAAAGAAAUCAAGAUGCGAGGCAGCACGAAGGCAUCCGGGGGUCAAGUUUACGCGGCGGCGGAUGCGCGCGGGCUCCAGGAGCAGCUGGCCGGAUGAAGUGAGACUCGGCGCGCAGCGGCAGCAGCGUGCCACGGGCGGCCACGCAUUCGGGAUCUGGAAUCAUUUCUGGGGACAAAACAACUCGGCCACCUUCUCCUCCCCGCCCCCUCACGGCACAUCAAUGAGGAAUGUGACUGUGUCUGUCUCUGUCCAGACGGGCUGGAUGAAGCCCUCGGCGGUGUCAUGCGUCUUGCCCCGCAGCCAACAAGCGCGCAACCCCUGCGGCUCGUAGUCUUCCUCGCGCUCCUCCUGGGCGCCGGGGUCGUGCCGUCCCCGGUGAUCUCCGCCGGCUGCCCGGACAGGUGCGUGUGCGACGACCAGCUGGUGGUCCAGUGCGCCGGGCAGCACCUGGCCGCCUUCCCGGUCGACCUGCCGCUGGCCACGCGGCAGCUCAUCAUCUCCAACAACCGCAUCGCGGAGCUGCCGCCGCUGGCGCUCAACUACCUGUCCGACCUGGUCUACCUGGACUGCAGCAACAACUCGCUGACCGAGGUGUCCGAGUCCACCUUCGGGAACCUGCGCAAGCUGGCCUACCUGGACCUCUCCUUCAACGCCUUGCGCCGGAUCGAGGACCGGACGUUCGGGCCCCUGGCCGGCCUGGUGAUGCUGCGGAUGACGGACAACCCGGGGCUCUCCGACAUCCACCCGGACGCCUUUUCGGAGAACGAGGCGCUUCAGGUGCUCGACGUGAGCCGGAACAACCUGACGGCGCUCAACAUCACGUCGCUGCUCGCGCUGGCCGCGCUGCGCUCCGUGGGGCUCGGCGGGAACCCGUGGAGCUGCCAGUGCGACAACGAGGACCUCUGCCUGUGGGUCCACCUGGAGACCUUCAAGUUCCAAGAUGAGGGCCAGACAGUGUGCGGUUCACCGGCUGACAUGCAAGGUCGCCGUCUGAGUGAGGUGGGCAUCCAGCUGCGGACGUUAUGUCACCAGACACUGGACUCCUGGGACUACCUUUUCUUCGUUGUCAUCGGCUUCGUCAUCUUCGCCGCCGGGACGGUGUCGGCGUGGCUGAUGGGCGUCGUCAUGGUGCUGUACGAGCGCUACAUCAAGAAGAAGGACAAUCAGCUGGACCUGGAGGACGAGGAGGAAGGAAUCGAGACGGUUGGUGCAUCCAGAGGCAGAACAGAGCGGGGCAACAGGAGCCUAAAAACCUCACAUACCGUUUGAAAGAAUCCGUUCACCAUGGAUUCCCGCAGUGCCUCCUGCCACACACCUCUACAGCUGUCUGUGAAGUCUGACAUUAAAUCAACACUGAGUCUCGGCUUCCAAACAGAACACGGAUGAGGAAUGUCUUUCUGAUCAUUUGUAGGGCGCUUUCCGGAGAUGAAACUGUUUUUUUGGGCGGUUUUUUCAGUCUCCAUGCUGGCGGUCCCCAUAGCUGGGUGAUACAUAAACCACAUAUGCAAAUGUAUGAAUCUGUAUGUUGUAUAAUUCUGUGUUGUGUUUGAGUGGGAUUUGAAUUUGUUGAGCGGAAAGGAAGUGUGAGUUGGUAAAACUGGCAUCAAUAGACCAGUUUGGUGUUUCCUUACAUUGUCCACACUCAGCUUAUUUUAUAUUUCAGACUUUUGGCCUCGAAACUCUUCUGAACUAGUUUUACAUUAAUAUUUUUUUAUGAUGCUGAGCGAUUUUGCAUCUUCAAUGUAAAGCACUUCAGUAAUCUCCUGCAUCUUUAUGGAAACUUCUGUCUUCAAAAGGCCCAGUGUGACUUGAAGGGACUGUAUAACGGGAUAGUUCAGGACAUUUGGAAUGAGUUCAGGCUGAAACGUUAUCAGCAGUUAAUAUUUCUGCGUCUUCAUUUCACAUCAGUCCAGAUUAGCUGGUUUUGUCGUUGGCUAGCUGAUGCUACCAACAAUCCGAGGCUCAAACAGACUCUUACAGACCGAAAACAACUCCCGAUUUCAAAACGUCACAUCAGUUUAUGAACAAAUUUCUGCUUUAGAAGAAACACAGGAAAUGUUGAGUAGAGGCAGCGCAUCCCUGAUUAUCUUCCUGCAUGAAACGUGAUGAGAACAGAUCAACAAAGUGUUCGAGGUCAGAUUAACAGUCAGAAAGGAAAGAAAUGCAGUGUAAAAAUCAUAAAGUAGCAUUUAGUCAAGCUGAUUUUUUAUGCUAAUUAAUAUAGAGCUACUGUCACCAUUUUCAUAGUUUUACCUUCAAGUGUUGAAUCACAGUUAUAAUUUGUAAUUGUUCUAAACAGAGGUGCUACCAAGUCCCAUUGUCUUAUUCUGUAACUUAUUAUUGAGACUUUGUGUAUAAAAAAACAAACAUUGUGGUUUAAGUCAUUUUUAAUUAAUAGACAUUUACAUAAUUACUGGAAAUUGCCAUUUGAGAAGGAAGAUUAUUAGAGACGCACCACCUCCACCCUCCAUAUCUGCUGAAACAUUCGUAGGUUUCUCUGUAAAUAUCCAUCCAUUCAAACCUGAAAAUGGUGUAAAAGGUUAUAAAAUUAAUAUCAAACUCUAAUUUUGAGAUUGGAGUUUAGGAUCAUGUGGUCGUGGUGCCUGUCAGAUUUAGUCCAACAAAUCUGGAUUUUAAUCAGUCGAAGACGUACUGAGUCUAUACUGCAGGUAAGACAUUAGCUGCUGAUAAUGUUUUUUUUUUUUUAGAAUCUCCUGUCAAAAAGUCCUGAACUUUCACUUGACUUGAUGUAAAAGCCUGGAAGGUUCUUGGUGAUGCAUGAAAGACAGGAAGAAAAACCUAAACGACCAAUGAAAUCCUUGAACACCGACUUUCGCAUGAGGAACUUCACAAUAUUCAGUCUCUGCACUGAAUAUUGUAUAUUGAAUAUUGUAACUUUUUACAGAGUCUAAAAGCAAUACAAGUACAAUUUACUCUGAUUAGCAUAACGCAAGUUGUAAAGUUUGAAUAAAAAGUAAAGGUCUUUUUUUUACAUAUACUGAAAUGUUUGCCUUGCUCAUGAUUCAUUGUUUACUGACCAUUGUGUCCCGUGAGCAAUAAGAAAGGAACGUUACAAGGUGGCUGCACGUUUUUCCAAGUUUUCUUCCUGCCCUUGUAUUUCUUGUAAAUAUAACAAGUAAGAUUAUUUUGCUAUUGUCAUUUGUGCAGGAUAUUUCAAGCAGACCAGAUUUUGAGUCGAAUCAGCCACGUACAAAUUUGUCCGUUCAAUUAAUGGAUCUGAAUGACUUGAAAUUGUUUGUUUAAAGUCAAUUCAACUCAUUUGAGUUUUAGUUGUCAGCAGAAGUGUUCUCUGUGAGUGACUAAAACUUGAAUCUCGAAAAGACACAGUCUCCUAAACAUUGUUCCAAUUGGUCAAAACAAUGGAAACAACGUGAUGAUGCUAGCUAGCAUUAGCAAUUCAAGAAAAAUGGCGCUCCUCAGCAUUUCUUACAUUCAAACAUUAAAGGAACAUG